Molecule: messenger RNA, 5902 nt
Organism: Lytechinus pictus (painted urchin)
Lineage: Eukaryota; Metazoa; Echinodermata; Echinoidea; Temnopleuroida; Toxopneustidae
Product: transient receptor potential cation channel subfamily A member 1 homolog
Exons: 24
Coding region: 333-3896 (1187 amino acids)
Biological process (GO): transmembrane transport; monoatomic ion transport
Cellular component (GO): membrane
Molecular function (GO): protein binding; monoatomic ion channel activity
Source: RefSeq, a predicted model, not a curated record
GGAGCACGUCAGCUGCUUGUCAUGGCAUGGUUUUCGAAAUGAUUCACUGUUGUCGACAAUUCUUUCUUAUAAAAACGACGCCGAGUUUGGAACAAGUUGCUUGAACAUCGGUUGCCUGAAAUGCAACUGGGUGGUUAAUUUGUGGAACAGUGAUUGCGUGGUUAUUAUAAUUCAUCUAUAUUGUCUGGAGGCGCCGUGUUCGAAUUUUAUUCGUCUUAUGAUUCGUCCAUCGUCCGAGCAUAGCUCCAUGGUCCGAGGAAGGGGGGCUUUAGAGAACAAUAGGAGAGUGACCAGUGCCUCGUAGUGGACAAUAGGAUAACAUCGGACAGACAAUGACCAAGAACAGGGUUAUGGAAGUGCAUAAGGCCGCAAAGUCUGGGAAUCUGAGUGAAAUCGGUCGCAUUUUGAAAGAAGACGGAGAAAGUGGUAAAGAUAGGCUGAAUGAAGCGGAUAAGAAAGAUCGUACACCUCUACACCACGCCUCUCAGGCUGGCCAUCUCAACGUGGUCAAAUAUCUGAUUGAAAAUGGCGCAGAUAUCAAUGCUGAGGGUGAUAACAAACGUUUGGCCAUUCACUUUGCCGCCAUGACCAAACCAGGAAAAACAAGUCGAAGAGAGGAAUCAAGUGUGAUUCUGUAUCUUCUUACCCAAGAUGUGGACGUGAAUGCCCGGGACGCUUUCGGCCUGACUCCUCUCCACAUCGCCGCUAUGAGGGGAAAUAAACCGGCGGUGUUUAAUCUUCUCUCGGUUGAUAACAUCAAUAUAAAUGAGAAGGAUAAACACGACAUGACACCCCUCCAUGUAGCCUGUCUCCAUGGUAACGAUGACAUUGUUGCUAUGUUGGUAGGGGUGGGAGCAGAGAUCCAGAGCCAGGACUCCACCUUCUCUUCCCCUCUCCACGCGGCCUGUCAAGGGGGUCAUAAGAAGAUUGUUAAAAGACUCCUUGAUGUUUGUAAGAAGAAAGGCAUUCUCCAUACAAUGUUGACAUCGUCUGAUUCUCAGAAUUAUACCCCUCUUCACUCGGUGGUCGAGGGAGGAUUCUGCGACAUCGUAGAUCUCAUACUCGAUUUCGGAACCGAUAAUGAUAGUCAACUGGAUCUGCUGAAUUUGGAGGGGUCCAACCUGGACACGCCCCUCCACACGGCCUGUGCGGGGGGUCACCUCCACAUCACAAAGCUAUUGGUCGAGAGAGGCGCUCUGGUCGAAAGCCUCAACUGGGACAUGGCCACGCCCCUCCAUCACGCAUGCACAAACAAUCACUCAGAGGUAGUGAAGUAUCUUAUUGAAAAAGGAGCCGAUACUUCUGUACGGGAUGAGCUCCAUUUCACACCGCUCCUUACGGCAGCUGAUGGAGGUAAUAUUGAAACGCUCCGUGUUCUCCUGGAGGAGGGGGCGGAGACAGGAAACCUUGGAGAGCUGGAGCUCUUUCAUUGGACAGUGACGGAGAAUAAACCGGAUGUACUUAAGCUUCUGUUAGCUCAUCGCUCGGGUGUACAUGUUAUAGUAACAGAUGACGAGAUAGCUAAACUCAUUCUACCAGCUGCUACAAGUGGAUGUACAGGGAUUGUUUCUGAGCUUAUUCGAUGGAAGAAGGAAACGAUAAAUCGAAAAGAUGAAUUGAAUAACACACCUUUACACCUUGCCGCUGCAUCAGGAUACGAUAUGACCGUCCAAGAACUUGUCAAAGCUAAAGGAAACGUUCAGGCCAGAAACUCACAUGGUCAGAUGCCUCUUCACCUAGCUGCAUCUAACGGGUGGAGUCGGACUGCAGAGGUGUUAUUAAAGGCCAAGAGUACUGUAGAUCCAGUUGAUGGAAAGGGGAACACACCUCUCCACCUCGCCGCCAUUAAUGGCCAACUCAAGAUCAUGAAGCUACUCUUCUCACGUGAUGCUGACGUCACAUUCAAAGACUGGGAGAGCAUGAACUGUUUGGACCACGCCAUCAAACAUGGUCAUGAAGCGGUGGCAAUGCUGAUUUUGAACCAUGAUCGAUGGUGGAAGGUUUUAUGUUCCUCAAGAACAGAAGAAUCCACAACGCCAAUGAGAGAACUUAUUAGGAAAAUGCCAGGUGUUGCGGAGAAAGUACUUGAUAAAUGCGUCACCGUGGUCAAGGACCUGCGUGCGUCUGGCUAUGAGGAGAUCGAAUUCAACUACGAACUCAUCGACGAUGCUUUUGCAGAAUGGAUGCACCAACCAAUGGCACAAUCUGAUUCACCGAGCUCCAUCCAGAACAAACCCAAACCCUUCUCAAAUGACGGUGUUCUCAGUCACGGUGCUGUGCCGUACACCAAACAUUCAAACACCUUGACAGACAAUCAUCCAUUGCUUAUCAUGGUAUCCUCUCAGAGGGAGAAGCUGCUAGCCCAUCCCCUGGUAUCCAGUCUCCUCGAUCAUAAAUGGAGGACGGUUGGUAGGAAGCUUUACUGCGUCUCUCUCGCUCUUUACAUGCUCUUUCUCACCGCUCUCACGGGUUACAUUGUCGUCACGCCUCCCAGAUACUACAUCAAGAACGCCACAGUGACGGAGAAUGGCGAGAGUUACGUGGAAUGGUACGUGGACGGAGAACAACAGUGGACCCGUGGAUUUAGUGAAUUGACUCUGUUUCUCUUCGGUGAGAUCGGGCCGUGGAUUAUCCUAGGUUUAUCAGGGAUUAAUCUCCUCAGAGAAUUAUGCCAGGUUGUUUGGCAGCGACAGUCAUAUCUAAACUGGGGUAACUUCCUGGAAGUGUCGCUGUACAUUCUUGCUAUUCUUCUUGUUCUACCUGUGAGUGGGGUCAGCUACAACCAUACCAUUAUGAUCAGAGAGGCAUGGCAAUGGCAAUGUGGAGCCGUUGCCAUCUUCGUAGCAUGGGUCAACUUCAUUCUAUUCAUAAGAAGAUUCUCAACGAUAGGGAUCUACGUCAUCAUGUUUACAUACAUAUUGCGGACAUUUCUGAAGAUCGUCAUCCUACUUGUUUUGUUUCUCGUUGCUUUCGCAUUGGGUUUCUAUUCUCUACUUAUGAAUCAGAAUAGUUUUCAUCAGCUGGAGUACUGCAUAAUGAAAGUCUUCACGAUGCUCCUCGGCGAGUUUAACUACGAUGAUAUAUUCCACAGUCAAGAUUACCUUGGUACAUCGAACACAUUGGAAGGAGAUGGAGAAAAGGAUUUCUUUCUGACCAGUGUGUUUCAUCCCGAGCUGACGGCGAUCAUGUUCACGGUCAUGUUAGUCGUCAUGCCUAUAUUGUUCGGGAAUCUAUUGGUUGGUCUGGCGGUGGAAGACAUUCAUGGUAUAAGGAUAAAGGCGACCCUUCAUCAGCUAGCUAUGCAGGUGGACCUGGCAAUGGAAGUACAGCGGACUCUACCGCUCUUUAUGUGGCGUUCUGCCAUAGUGAGUAAAAAAAUGAUCAGUACCAAACCAAGCCGAUUUCAAGGUGUUAUGGGUUACAUCCGACAGUUGAACGGAGAAAGCGAUUUCCUGGAAAAGGCCACGCCCAUUGCCAAAAAGCCUGACAAGGAUGUGAGCAUUGAUUCCAACCUCGCGACCAUGGACAACAUGAACGACCUCCGACAUCGCCUUCGCCUCCUCGAGAAAUCCAUCCUGGAACUCAAGCGAGGUGGAUCCCGCCGCUACACUACCUCCCGACGCAACUCCUACAGGAGAGUGACGACACGGAGACGUACCGUCCGCCCUCAGCAUGGAGCCACCAGUCCCACUGGCUCCUGCACGCCCCGGCAUGACGGGGAGGGGUUGAAACCGGGAGCCGGUGGGGAGCAGGAGCUCUUGGAUGUGGAGUUCGCGAAGAUGGAGGAGCAACAGAUAAAGUUGAAAGGCCAGCUGGAUAAGAUGGAGAGGAUGCUGAAGACCCUGGUGACGCCGGAGCAGCUGGCGGCUGAGUACGACGAUGACGACGAUGAUUAGGAGAAACUGACAUAAAUCAAACCCUUUUUAACGAUGAAUGACAUUCUGACAUCUUGCACCCCUGCUCUUAAGAAAAAAAAUGGUCAGAAAAAUCGAGGCCAAAUAUAUUUAUCAAAAUGGUUGGGGACAGGGGCGUCAAUCCAUUUUUCAGAUUGGGGGGGGGGGGCAAAAUCAUGAAUCGUUCUAAAGGUGCUCGAUCACACCAAACAAACUCACCCACACACACACUCAGGCCUAAUUAUUUAUAUAUGAGAAAGAGACUCGGACACAUAUCUCACCAACAAAUUAAUGCGAGCGAGAAGUACGAGCUGAAAUUUUAUAGAAUGGUACCUGUUUAGGACUGUUUGUAUUAGCAUUAACUCAUGUGGAGGAUACAUAUCUCACUACACGGAUGAUGCGAGUACCAAGAGCGAGCUGAAAUGUCUUUAUAUUCUGACCUGAAAGAUUCAUUUUUGUACUAAUGAUUAGGAUGGGUAUCUAAAAUAACAAUAGAUGCGAGCGCGAAGCGCGAGCUGAAAAUUUUGAUAUUUCGAUCUGCAAAAAAUUGACAGGUUAAUGGACGUUUUUAAUAAAGAACAAGAUAUAUAUUCAACAAAAUAUUAUUGCAAAUCGGAGCGGGAGUUCUUUAUAGGUUUAAACUGAGAACGGGACAUUCUGUUCACCUAAUUAAUCAUGAAAAGUAUGGGUUUUGGUACAUUAAUGAUGCGAGCGCGAAGCGCGAGCUGAAAAUUUUUAUAUUCCAAUCUGAAAAACGGACAUUUUGAGCAUGCACGAUUUUAAAUAAAGAACGAGUUGUGUAUCUCAAUCUCGCUAGCUGAUUUCUGUGUAACACUGCAAACUUAUUUUAUUUUUGCACAUGUAUGCGGAAUUAUUGGGGGGCAAAAUGAUAUGUUUGCCCCCCCCCCAAUAUUUUCAUUGGUGGGGUGAUCGCCCCCCUGCCCCCCCCCCCCAGGAUCGACACCUCUGGUGGGGGAGUUUUGGAACUUGAAUAGCACAUUCCCAGUAUUGUACCCCCCUCCCCGUUAUUCAUUUUUUUUUUAUGAAAAAGGCGGGGAUCCUUUCCGUCUGCCCUUUUAAGAAAAGAAAGAGCGUGUUUGUUUGUUUUUUGGGGGAGGUCUGUCAGUCUGUAUGCAUUGGGAAUAAUCAUUUCUGAUAUAUCUUAAAAGAAAGACUAUUGCCCCCCCCCCCCUCUUUCAUAAAAGAACCUUAUUUCCGAAAACCUGCUGAUUCAGUUAAGUUAAAUUAUUACUAUAAUUAGAUUACUGUGUUAUUUUUUCUUUUCGAAUAAAAUGUUAAAUUUCAUAUCCAAAACCAGGCUAUAUUAUUGACAAACAGUGCACAAAAAUAAUGAUCACUUGAAACCUACUUCAUAAUAUUUAAAUAACACUCUUUUAAUAUAAGGGGCACAUUAAAGUGUUUUGUUACAAAAUCUCGUUUGCAAUUGGCAAGUAUGUAUUGGUAGCAUGUGGUUUUGCACUUUGACGGACACCUAAAUACAUGCAGUGUUACUCAUUACGAUAAAGAUUAAAUAGAAAUUGUCAACCGCUGCAUGUGUGAAAAUCAGUGGCGUACGCAGGGGGUGGUUACAGGGGUUCAACCCCCCUUAAAUUUGUUGAUACCCACCCCCCCCUAAAAUUUGUGGUGAAGACCUUUUUAUCUAUUUAAUUGCUUUUUUUUGGGGGGGGGGGUUGUCAACAUUUCUCUGCUUGAACACCUUUCCCCCCUUUGAAAAAAAUCCUGCGUACGCUACUAGUGAAAAUUAUGUGUUUUUAUGGUCAAACAAUCUUAAUGACCGAUUCACCUGAAAACCUAUGAACUGAAUCUUCUUAUUUAGUGAUCGACAUUGGAAGGAAUUAUGCAAAGACCUUUCUUUUCCUUUCGUACAGAAAUCAUUGCAAUUGUAUGAAGGAGAAAUGUGUUUUUCUUUGUGAUUUUUUGUGUGUGUGCUUAAUAUACGGAUAGUGAUAUUUUGUUCUUGUGGUCAAUUAAAUUUCACGUGCAAUUAA